Messenger RNA from Anguilla rostrata (American eel), 1629 nucleotides. Its product is annotated as leucine-rich repeat-containing protein 45-like. The record is from RefSeq and is a predicted model, not a curated record. Gene Ontology annotation, molecular function: GTPase activator activity. Lineage: Eukaryota; Metazoa; Chordata; Actinopteri; Anguilliformes; Anguillidae. The transcript is spliced from 2 exons. The coding region runs from base 363 to 833 and encodes 156 amino acids.
CGUUUCUCACUCAGUAUGUUCCCCUCUUUUACUCAAUUUUGGUUGUCUCAACUGCCCAAAAGCCUCUGACAUUUUCAGCACAUUUUUCCAUUUAGUCAAGUUGUGCAGAUUAAACAUUCACAAUAUUGAAAUUUAUACAAGCUUGAUGUUUCACUGAAGCAAAUCAGAUAUCUUGCUCAAGAUCUAGAGUAUAGCAGCAAUGCCCCAAGCAGGGUAUCAGAUCCACAGCCAUUGGGUUACCAGCCCAGACGUACGGAAGGUGUUGUGUCACGCAAGUUUUGAACAGCGAACUUUCCAGUCUACUACUAAGUAAACAGGUCUAAUCCACUUCCUUUCUUUCAUACUCCUCUUUUUUGCUCAGCAUGUGCGGGAAUAGCCUGGGUUCGGAGGGGGUCCGAGAGCUGUGGCUCGCCCUGGAGGAGAACUCCACGGUGGAGGAGCUGUACCUGGACAUCACCGGCAUCACCGAGGGAGGAACCGAGAACAUGGUCAACUGCCUGAGCAAGAACUCCGCCCUGAAGACCCUCACCUUGGUGGGGAACGAGAUCGGCGAGGCUGGGAAGGACAGGCUGAGGGAGCUGAGGCGUCUCAGGCCGGGGCUCCGCGUCAUCGGGAACUUUGUGGACGACCUGGGCCUGCUGCAGGCCUACCUGGACUGGGUGGAGGAGCUCCGGGCCGACCGGGACCAGAUGGACUCCGUGAGGAACGUCGACGCGCUGCAGUCCGUGCUGAAGGGUCUGAGAGUGGCGGGGGCGCACGGGGAGGGGCAGAAUGCACAGAAAGCCAAGGAACUGGAGACUAAGAUCCUCCAGCUCCUGGAGACCCCCACUUAGCUUACAGCAGACUAGUGAUAAAUACACAUAUACACACACACACACACACACUUACACACACAGACACACUUACACACACACCUACACGCACGCACGCACGCACACACACUUACACACACACACACAUGCACACACGCCUACACACACACACACACACACACACAUGCACAUGCUGUGACACCAGAGGAAGUUGGGUUCUUGAUGGAAGGUAUAUUCCCCACCAGUGGCUGCAGCCAACACCAAAACUACCUGGCUGAUGACUGCUAUGUGGUGGCCAUGGUUGGAACUACAUAAAUGGCCACCAUCUAAAAAACUACAAUCCCCUGGAGUCUGUGUGCAGGUCAGCACACCUGAGCAUAGACAUGCAUAUUUAACUAGACUGGCUGGCAUGCCUUAAGCUUGUGAUGUCCCGGAAGUAAGCCCGUACUGCGCUUGUUGAGGGCAGAACAUUGGAGCUCCCAAUGAAGUGAAUGGGGAAUAUUAGACUUUUGAAGUCAAAAUAAAACAUUCUCGAUGGUAUUCAUAUGAUACGUUUCAUACGGAAAGCAGAUUGAAAAAUAUGCAUUAUGUAAUAAAAUAUGCACAUUUUAAUAAAUAUUUUCCGAAGACUUCUGGACCGAAACAGCCAUUGUUCCACAAACUGCAACACAUAAUGAAAUGUAUGAUCACAAAAAUGGACCGAUGAGGUUUUCUUUGGUUGUUAAAUCAUCUUGGAUGCAUUUUUUUUAUGAAGAAGCUUUUUGAGUUAACCUUUUUCCAAUCCUUUGACUAAAUUAAAACUAUACUUCUUUUGAAA